AUGACUUCAGCGAACGACUACGAGCAGCUGGAGCUGCAGCAGCAGUACAGCCGUAUCAACGUCCGCUGGGACGCCUCCGACGAUGAGCUGGACAACGACAACAGCUCAGCGCGCCUCUUCGAGCGCUCACGCAUCAAAGCCUUGGCAGACGAGCGGGAGGCUGUGCAGAAGAAAACCUUCACCAAGUGGGUGAACUCGCACUUGGCUCGCGUGACCUGCCGCAUCUCGGACCUCUACAUGGACCUCCGGGAUGGGCGGGUGCUCAUCAAGCUGCUGGAGGUGUUGUCAGGAGAGCUUCUGCCAAAGCCCACCAAGGGCCGGAUGCGGAUCCACUGCCUGGAGAAUGUGGACAAGGCGCUGCAGUUCCUGAAGGAGCAGAGGGUGCACCUGGAGAACAUGGGUUCCCACGACAUCGUGGACGGCAACCACCGCCUCGUCCUUGGCCUCAUCUGGACCAUCAUCCUCCGCUUCCAGAUCCAGGACAUCAUCGUGCAGACACAGGAGGGCCGGGAGACGCGCUCUGCCAGGGAUGCGCUGCUGCUCUGGUGCCAGAUGAAGACAGCGGGGUACCCCCACGUGAACGUCACCAACUUCACCUCGAGCUGGAAGGACGGGCUGGCCUUCAACGCCCUCAUCCACAGGCACAGGCCUGAGCUGGUUGACUUCCAAAACCUGACCAAAUCCAAUGCCCGGCACAACCUGGAGCACGCGUUCAGCGUGGCAGAGCGGCACCUGGGCAUCACCCCGCUCCUCGACCCCGAAGAUGUGUUCACUGAGAACCCAGACGAGAAGUCCAUCAUCACCUACGUGGUGGCCUUCUACCACUACUUCUCCAAGAUGAAGGUCCUAGAGGUGGAGGGCAGGCGUCUGGGCAAGGUCAUUGAGCAUGCCAAGGAGACAGAGCGGAUGAUUGAGGGCUAUGGGGGGCUGGCGUCCGACCUGCUCACCUGGAUCGAGCAGACCAUCGCCUCCCUCAACAGCCGCAGCUUCGCCAAUUCUCUGGCUGGGGUGCAGCACCAGCUGCAAGCCUUCAGCACCUACCGCACUGUGGAGAAGCCCCCCAAGUUUCAGGAGAAGGGCAACCUGGAGGUGCUGCUCUUCACCAUCCAGUCGCGGAUGCGAGCCAACAACCAGCGCGUCUACACCCCGCACGAGGGACGCCUGGUCUCUGACAUCAACCGGGCCUGGGAGCAGCUGGAGAAAGCGGAGCAUGAGCGGGAGCUGGCGCUGCGCACCGAGCUUAUCCGGCAGGAGAAGCUGGAGCAGCUGGCACGGCGCUUUGACCGCAAAGCGGCCAUGCGGGAGGCCUGGCUGAGCGAGAACCAGCGCCUGGUGGCCCAGGACAACUUUGGCCAGGACCUGCCGGCGGUGGAGGCGGCCAAGAAGAAGCACGAAGCCAUCGAGACCGACACGGCCGCCUACAAGGAGCGGGUGCAGGCCAUCAAGGCGGUGGCAAAGGAGCUGGAGGUGGAGGGCUACCAUGACAUCCAGCGCAUCAACGGGCGCAAGGACAACAUCCUGCGGCUCUGGGAGCAGCUCCUGGAGCUGCUGGCUGCCCGGCGCCAGCGCCUGGAGAUGAACCUCGCUCUGCAGCACCUCUUCCAGGAGAUGCUCCACAGCAUCGACUGGAUGGAUGAGGUCAAG
Phaethon lepturus (White-tailed tropicbird) is the source of this 1644-nucleotide messenger RNA. Its product is annotated as spectrin beta chain, erythrocytic-like. The transcript has 11 exons. Gene Ontology annotation, cellular component: cell junction; cortical actin cytoskeleton; cell projection. The record is from RefSeq and is a predicted model, not a curated record. The annotation marks the transcript as partial. Gene Ontology annotation, biological process: actin cytoskeleton organization. Gene Ontology annotation, molecular function: actin filament binding. NCBI's taxonomy places the organism in Eukaryota, Metazoa, Chordata, Aves, Phaethontiformes, Phaethontidae.